AUGUACCCCCAGCAACCUUUCGUCAUCGUGCAAGCUGAGAUGUGUCGCAAAUCCAACCGGACAUCAAAGACCACUUGUUCGUCUCCUUCGCCUCAACUCGAGGUCAACACACGCAACAAUGUCAUCCAUCCCCAAAGUCGGCUCGUGAGCGGCGCGCCCGACCUUCACCUCGGCGGCUGCGGCGACUUCUACGCAGAGCGGAGCCACCACACCAAGAUCUUCUGUUUUCACGCACUCGACGCGUCAAAGCGCGCGCCGAUCGGCGAAGUCGAGUUCACCGCGAUCCGUGGGCCGCACGGGACGAUCCCCGUUCGCGUGUUCUACCCGCGCAGCGGCGAGGAGCGAAGGAAGGCGGGGGACGCGGGCGCGCUUGUCUACUUCCACGGCGGGGGAUACACAGUGGGCACCGUUGACGAGUUCGAAAACGGGUGCCGACUUCUGGCGGAGCGCGCGGGCGUGCAGGUGUACGCGUGGCGUUUCCCGACACAGCUGGACGAGUACGCGUGCGUCGUUGAAUGGCUCCAGGGAGAAGGUGGCGAGACGAGGGGCGUGAGCCCGGACAGGGUGUGCGGAGGAGGAGACAGCGCCGGAGGGAACAUGACGGCAGCAUUGAGCUUGAGGUUGCGAGACGAGGGUAAGAAACCACUCAAGGCUCAGAUCCUGCUCUAUCCGGAAGCUCGGCUGCCCUUCGAUACUCCAGCAGCGGCUGAGAACAACACGGGUCUAUACCUCGAAUGUAACGGCAUAUUCUCGUUUGCGGACCACUAUCUCCCUCGCGGCGUUGCGCCCUCCAACCCUUAUGUCUCGCCCGGUAUGCAACCCAUCUCUUCGCUGGAGUCCGUGCCUCCUGCGGCGGUGUUCACCUGCGGCUACGACCCCCUGCGCGACGUCGGCGUCGAGUACGCCUCCAAACUCCAGGAAGCAGGGAAUGCCGUCUCCUGGCAUCACUUCGAGGCUCUGACGCAUGUGUUCUUGCAGCUUGCCCCGUGGAGCAAACAGGCUAUGAGGGCGUCGGAGACUGUAGGCGACGAGCUAAAGAGACUAGCAUAUAUGCAUGAGUAG
Messenger RNA from Punctularia strigosozonata HHB-11173 SS5, 1062 nucleotides. RefSeq lists its product as uncharacterized. Gene Ontology annotation, molecular function: hydrolase activity. Lineage: Eukaryota; Fungi; Basidiomycota; Agaricomycetes; Corticiales; Punctulariaceae. The record is from RefSeq and is a predicted model, not a curated record. The transcript is spliced from 4 exons. The coding region runs from base 1 to 1062 and encodes 353 amino acids.